ACAUUUCGGUGUUACAAACGGAAGGACAGCUUUAGAAGAUAAGUUCCGGGAGUGUUUAUUUUGUGUUAUUUCCAGAGAAAACGUCCCCGGGAAAAUAAUUGAUCAUAAUGAAGCCUGCUGUAGAUGAGAUGUUCCCUGAAGGGGCUGGACCCUAUGUCGAUCUUGACGAGGCAGGGGGAAGCACAGGACUUCUAAUGGAUCUGGCAGCCAACGAGAAAGCUGUUCACGCUGACUUCUUCAACGAUUUUGAAGACCUCUUUGAUGAUGAUGAUAUCCAGUGAUGAAGUUUCUGUACGAUGAAGACAUUUGUAAAUACUACUAAACAGUUGUUCAUGUUUGUUAUAAUUAUGCGAGUGGAGUUUGAAUUUGUGUAAGGUCUCCUGCUGACCGAGCUAAGGAUACUAUCUGUUCUGCUCAGUGGAGAGCUGGAUUGUGUUUGUGUUCCCUCUGUAUUUUCUUUCAAUAAACUAUUGAAAAAAAGACCA
Molecule: messenger RNA, 485 nt
Organism: Lepisosteus oculatus (spotted gar)
Lineage: Eukaryota; Metazoa; Chordata; Actinopteri; Semionotiformes; Lepisosteidae
Gene: cops9
Product: COP9 signalosome subunit 9
Biological process (GO): negative regulation of protein neddylation
Source: RefSeq, a predicted model, not a curated record